CAGCAGAGCUAGAGCCGGAGCUGGCGCCAGCGGCUGGAGCAGCAAGGGAGUCGGGGCCAGGGCCAGAACCAGAGAGAGGACCCCCGCAGCUAGAGCCCAGCGACAUGUCGAACCCUGAGAUGGAAUGGGUGCCUGAGCCCUCAGCCAUGACACUGGGGGCCUCUCGGGUGGAGCUUCGGGUCUCCUGCCACGGCUUGUUGGACCGAGACACACUCACCAAGCCCCACCCUUGCGUGCUGCUCAAGCUCUACUCUGAGGAGCAGUGGGUGGAGGUGGAGCGCACAGAGGUGCUGCGCUCCUGCUCCAGCCCGGUCUUCUCCCGGGUGCUGGCCCUCGAGUACUUUUUUGAGGAAAAGCAGCCCCUGCAGUUCCACGUGUUUGACGCCGAGGACGGAGCCACCAGCCCCAGCAACGACACCUUCCUGGGCUCUACAGAGUGCACCUUGGGCCAGAUUGUGUCACAAACCAAGGUCACUAAGCCACUGCUGCUGAAGAAUGGGAAGCCUGCGGGCAGGUCCACCAUCACGAUUGUGGCUGAGGAGGUGUCUGGCACCAACGACUACGUGCAGCUCACCUUCAGAGCCCACAAGCUGGACAACAAGGAUCUGUUCAGCAAGUCUGACCCUUUCAUGGAGAUCUACAAGACCAAUGAGGACCAGAGUGAGCAGCUGGUCUGGAGGACUGAGGUGGUGAAGAACAACCUGAACCCCAGCUGGGAGCCAUUCCGCCUGUCCCUGCACUCCCUAUGCAGCUGUGACAUCCACCGGCCUCUCAAGUUCCUGGUGUAUGACUAUGACUCAAGUGGGAAACAUGACUUCAUUGGAGAGUUCACCAGCACCUUCCAGGAGAUGCAGGAAGGAACGGCAAAUCCUGGACAAGAGAGGCAGUGGGACUGCAUCAACCCCAAGUAUCGGGACAAGAAGAGGAACUACAAGAGCUCGGGGACCAUAGUGCUGGCCCAGUGCACGGUGGAAAAGGUACACACCUUCCUGGAUUACAUCAUGGGUGGCUGCCAGAUCAGCUUCACGGUGGCCAUUGACUUCACAGCCUCCAAUGGGGACCCAAGGAGCAGCCAGUCCCUACACUGCCUCAGCCCGCGCCAGCCCAACCACUACCUGCAGGCCCUGCGUGCAGUGGGAGGCAUCUGCCAAGACUAUGACAGUGAUAAGCGGUUCCCAGCGUUUGGCUUUGGGGCUCGAAUCCCUCCCAACUUCGAGGUGUCCCAUGACUUUGCUAUCAACUUUGAGCCUGAAAAUCCUGAAUGUGAAGAGAUCUCAGGGGUCAUCGCCGCCUACCGUCGAUGCCUGCCCCAGAUCCAGCUCUAUGGCCCCACCAACGUGGCCCCCAUCAUCAACCGCGUGGCGGGGCCAGCCCAGCGGGAGCAGAGCACUGGCCAAGCCACGAAAUACUCGGUGCUGCUGGUGCUCACAGACGGCGUGGUGAGUGACAUGGCCGAGACCCGCACUGCCAUCGUGCGCGCUUCCCGCCUGCCCAUGUCCAUCAUCAUCGUAGGCGUGGGCAAUGCCGACUUCACCGACAUGCGGCUGCUAGAUGGUGAUGACGGCCCCUUGCGCUGCCCCCGAGGGGUGCCCGCGGCGCGAGACAUCGUCCAGUUCGUGCCCUUCCGGGACUUCAAGGAUGCCGCACCCUCUGCGCUGGCUAAGUGCGUCCUGGCUGAGGUGCCCCGGCAGGUGGUGGAGUACUACGCCAGCCAAGGCAUCAGCCCUGGAGUGCCCAGGCCCUGCACGCCGGCCACGACCCCCAGCCCUAGCCCGUGACUUCUUCCCAACGGACUGACACUCCCUCAGCCUCUCAGUGAGUCCUGGGGGCCCAAAGGUGCCUCUCCUGACCCUUGUGACUCCAGUGAUCAUUGCCUCUCCCUCUUGGAUCAGCUGUGCCCCCUGAAUCCUGGAAGCCAGUGGAGAACCCUGCCCCAUCUCUCCAGGCCCCAUAGCUGUCAGCCUAGUGGCCCCUCAAUGACUCUUCAGUGAUCCUGACUUUCUGGCCAUUAAUAAAGGGAACCACUCCUAGCGCCUCAGGCUCUAGCCAUUAUGUGUCAGAUACCCAUUGAACCGUCUGUAGUUCCCACAAACACCAUUAAGAAAUGAAGACCAGCACCUUUCAAAAACUGGGCCAGAGCUCAUCAGACAGCCAGAUGCCUCUAGUUUUACCCCAACUAUUUACCAGUGAGAUCUGAGGAACCCUGAUCCUCAUCUCCAAACCCCAGGGGG
Phyllostomus hastatus (greater spear-nosed bat) is the source of this 2231-nucleotide messenger RNA. RefSeq names its product copine 6 (gene CPNE6). Gene Ontology annotation, biological process: cellular response to calcium ion. Gene Ontology annotation, molecular function: calcium-dependent phospholipid binding. The record is from RefSeq and is a predicted model, not a curated record. Gene Ontology annotation, cellular component: plasma membrane. The transcript is spliced from 17 exons. Bases 105 to 1778 code for a protein of 557 amino acids. Lineage: Eukaryota; Metazoa; Chordata; Mammalia; Chiroptera; Phyllostomidae.